CAACGCUCUCGACUCAACAUGGCGCCGACAGCAACAAACACAUCAGCAGGCCCAGCCGCUACUUCAAACAGCACAGGAAAUACGUCCUCCUCAACCGCACAGGCCAUAGACGUUCCAGCGGCCUCAUCCUCGAUGCCGGAAUCCCUUGAAGAAGCACAACAACGCUACCACGCCCUCAAAUCUCACCUCGACUCCUGCCUCGCCAAGAAGCGCACGAUCGACCGCUCUCUCGCCGACCUCGAGUCCCAAAUUUGGCUCUUCGAGGGAUCCUAUUUCCAGUCCACGGCCGCGUCCGGUGGAAACAUCAUCAAGGGCUUCGACAACUACCUCAAAGCGACGGCAGGGCUGGGUGCGGCGGGGAGCUCAGGUGGUAGAGGGGCAGCAGCGGCGGCUGCAGCGGCUGCUGCUGCUGCUAGCAAUCCGGCUGCACAGCUUGCAAUGGAGAAUGGAGAGGUCCCGCCAGAAGAUCGCGUCUUCUCUGCGAGCAGCUUGACGUACCAGCGUAGCUUGGAGUUGAAAGCCGCUGAAGAGAUGGCGAAGCAGAGAGCGGCUAGCGCCGAUGCUGCUGCCGCACGUAGUGGAGCCAGCUCCAAGAAGGCUGGUGGCUCGGGCGCUGCUGCUGCUGAAGGGAGUGAAGGGACCGGAACAGUCAAAAAGAGCAAGAAGGAGAAGAAGGACAAGGGGAGGCAAAGUCAGGCGGCCGAGGAUAGUGAAGUCGCAACGCCUACUGCGAAGGAAAAGAAGGACAAAAAGAGGAGAAGGGAGGAAUAGCGAUGAGACGGCAAGUCUCGUCUGAUGUCCGAGGACAUCCUCGACCUGUCAUCAAGAGAUCGACCGCAUCUUUCGCUGCCAGCGGACUCAUCCAGACACACUUGGGAGCCUCCAAGAUUCUUCACCAUAUGUCACGCGAGACGAAGGCCGGGCUCCGUGCUCUCAAUCCUCGCCCACUCACGGUCAAGCUGGCGAGAUGCUCCGUCGUUCAGACGCGCGUGACCACUCUCACUCCCACCCUUUCUCACCAGGGUCGAAGCCUCGAGACAGAGUCAGGGGCCCUACGCUCUACAGGGUCACGCUGGAGCAGAUGCGGGAGAAAGAUAUCGGAUGGUUCAGAGUAGAAGUACAGAUGGAUAGAACAGAGAGGAACCACUGGAGGCAGGCGAAGGCGAAGGGACGCAAGGCUUCUCGUGGAGAAGCUCGAUCCCUCACUGCAAUACGAAGCCUGAAGGGCAUCAUUUCUUCUUCUUGGCGC
Messenger RNA from Jaminaea rosea, 1249 nucleotides. Its product is annotated as NuA4-domain-containing protein. The transcript has a single exon. NCBI's taxonomy places the organism in Eukaryota, Fungi, Basidiomycota, Exobasidiomycetes, Microstromatales. The record is from RefSeq and is a predicted model, not a curated record. Gene Ontology annotation, cellular component: NuA4 histone acetyltransferase complex. Bases 19 to 771 code for a protein of 250 amino acids.